GCUGUCAGCUGUCGCAAUAUAAUAUCAAAUACAUUUUUAAAUAAUGUUAGACUUAAAGAAAAUUAUAAAUAUAAGCGGAGAAAUAAAUGAACGAAUAGUUGACGGUCGUAAGAAGCUAAAACUACCAGCUUCACAUCAUGCCAUUGAACCAUCCCACCUGCUGAACCAAGAGAGAGAUGGGUCCAUUGUAUUCACCUGGGAUGACAUCUCAGACACAAAUGAAGGUGCUGUUGUUACUCACUUCGGCAUGUACAACCCAGUAUCGAAACACUUCAAGGUGGUGCACGUCCACAACCAGCGAGUCAGUGUGGUGUCUGCGUCCAUCAGCCAGGACACAACGUUUAUUGCCUUCACCACAAUGUCCCGUGACAGGACGGCCUCCAGUCUCGACAGAAGAACUGGCAAAGAGACGUACAGUGCCUACCUAGCAGAGAUAAAAGCCAUGAGCCCACGUGUGUUCUCCUUGAACCUGGAGCGGCAGACAUUCAUCAAGGUCCAAUUUCUCUACGAGGACAAGCCGGCGGAAAAGGAAGCAAACAUGAUCGUCAUGCUGCACAGGGAAUCCAUUGGUUUGUACAAAAUCCCACUUGCAAGAGCUGCCCAUGGAAUGGUGAUGAAGGGCCAGCCGAAGACGGAGCAGAUCGGGAAGAAGUUUGUGUGGUGUCAGUGGGAUAGUGGGAAGCAGAUGUUGUUCUACAUCCACCAAAGUAUGGAUGACAGCGGUGCUAAACAACACAUCCUCUCCUCUGUACAGAUGUACAAUAACGGACUACAUGAUAUGGUGCUGGAUGUUCCAUUAAACUUUCCACUGACAUCCAAGUCCUCGGGCAGAUGUACUUAUGCAGAUAUUCCAUUGUGCAGUGGCAUUCCAGAAACCAGCAUGAAUGCCACCGUGUUGACAAAGAGUAACGGCACAUUCUGUCUGUGUUACCAGAGCCAUGUUAGUGCCACGUCAGAAAGGCGAUCCAAGUCAUCACCCCUGCCACGAACCUCACCACUACAGCGUACAUCCCCGCUACAACACACUACCUCACACCAGGGAAGCAGUUCCAGCUCUGAGAGUGAGUCAACAGAAAUCAACUACUACAUUUGCAUGGUUCAUCAUGCCAGUACCAUCCAUGGUUGCGUGUCUCACAUACCAGCUGCUGUGGUGAGGAGAGCUGUAGUUGCCUUCUCCUGGCUAGGAGACCAGAUUCUCGUAAUGUUACCAGGGUACUUUGCUCACUUACUCAAUGUCUCCAUAGAGUAUGAACCUUGCAACCAUAUCUUGCUGCACAGUAAAUCCUGUGAAGAAGGGAUAGAGGAUGAGGAGACAGGUGGCAGUGAGAGAAGCACUGGUACUAGAAGUGAUGACCAAUCAGAUAGCAGGAGACAUGACCAAUCAGAUUUUAGGAAAAAUAACCAAUCAAACUCCAGGAAAAGUGACCAGUCAGAUGCAAGUAUCAGUGGCGCAUCAGCCGAAGAGCUCAUUCCUGUUCUUGAGUCUAGGAUGGAGCAGUUUUCAUUUGUUUCAAAUACUGCACUGAAAAUCAUUGGCAAUGAAGGAACUGGUGCAUAUCUUCUGGACCGGAGAUCGCGAUGUGUGUACUCUGUGACCAUAGAUCCAGACAGGCUGGUGGACAUAUUUAGUCAUUGUAGUAUGACCAUGACACGUACUGCUCUGCUACACUACGCCAUCCUCAGGCAGAAGGGAUUUGAACUUGUCAAACAGCUAUUUUCUGUGAUCUGCAAUGACAUAGCCAGUCCAGAGGUCCCAACUAUGAUGAAAGAAUUCCUUAUUGCAAUGACAUAUGUGGCUGUACGUCGUCAGACAGAUCGAGAGGUUCUACGUCUGCUGCCUUUCACGAAUUCAGAGCCCUUCAGGGGACAGAUAGAUAAGACUAAGAGUGGUGACCGGCUGGCCCGUCUCUCCUACUCCCAAAUCCAUAGGCUGCACUUCCCCAACAAAACGGGGAAGGAGCGUACCCAGAAGAAGAGCGGUAUCGGAGAUGACUGGCUCGAUAUACUGCGUAUACAUUUGCGAUCGAUGCAGGUCACAAAGACAUGCCGGUGGAGCUUUGACUCCGUAAAAACAGCUUACCAGCAGAUGCAGGUCAAGGAAGAAAAGCAUUUACAGACCAGGGAGGAGGAACACUUUCUGACUCUUAUCAGUAUCAGCAAAGCGAAAGAAAGACAUGGGGAGGACUCUGGUAACCUCUACGGAACCAAGAUGGAAAACGUCCUAGGACAGGCUCCCUGUUUCCUGCAGGGAACGUCCGUGUCUGAGACAUCUGACACACACAUGGCUUUGACCCGGGAGGUCCUCUCAAAGUACCUGAUGUCAUUCCUCAUGAAAGAUGGAAAGGUGAAGGCUGGCAAUGUCUCCAAAGAGUAUGUUGCCUGUCAGCGACAACAGAGCCAACUGCUGUGUCACCUGUUGUGGACUCUGAGGGGAAGACACCUUGCCUUGCGGGACCCUUUACCCACACUGGCAAUGAAAGGAGGUCUGGAUGAAUAUGAGUUGUUCCAGUUGCUGGAUCGCUAUGUGACGGUGACAUCUGACCUCUUCUUUCCUGUGCCGGCCCGUCUCCAUGGUUACCUUACCUCCCUUGCCUUUCGUGCUCUUCAUUUCAGAAUGUUCCUUCAAUAUGUUGACCAUGGAGUGCUGCAGCUCACAGGUGACUUUAUGGCACAGCUGCUGAAAGAGCUACCUGACAAUGAGGAGUAUGUUGGCUUAAAGCAUUCCCUGAUUUCCCGCCUGCCGCUAAGGGCUGGGGAGGAGUGUUACAGACUGUGGGACCAUGUCACGUGCAGCACGUACCUGGCACACAAGCAUGUGGACAAGAUCCUUGCUGAACACAGGCCUUCUACUACUGAGGCUGCUAGCAUGGACUCAAUCAGAAACACAUUGACCGAGGCAAGGAGGAACAGCAUCAUAGAGGAGGUCUCUUUCCGGCCCCUUGCAGCUUUCUUCAGGCAUCUAGAAAAAACUAACAGCCAGAUGGGUGCAGAUCGUGUUAGCCCCCUGGACUUUGUGGCCCUGGAGGAAGUGGCCCUGCAUCACACACACUGUGAGACCAAGUACGAUAUGGGAAACGUCAACUUCUAAAUGGGAUCAGGAACCAUCAACCUCUCAAUUGGAACUGUUAACUUCUAAAUACCCUCAGUGGAAAUCGGACACCGGAAAAAAUUGGUUUUUUCAACUUCUAAAUGGACUCAAUCAACUUCUAGAUGGAAACUUGGAACAGUCAACUUCUAAAUGGACUCGAACCAUCUUCGAAAUGGACUGGAACUGUCAACUUCUAGAAACUUUCAAUUUCUGACUCAUAUUAAAGGUUGGUCUUGUGUUGAGCUGUAUGAAGGAUAUGACUAGUUACUAUAGACAUUCUCAACUUAAGGCAGCAUGCAACAACAUCUUCGACUAUUGCAAUUAACAGUUUGUGACAUCAAUCACAAAUGGUCAUUGUUAAAAGUUUGACUUUUAAUCGUUAAAGAAAUAAUUAUGGAAUAAAUUGAUUUAACUUGAAGGUUUUGUAAUGGUGAAAAAACUAUAUGAAAUUAUGAUUGGUAUUAUAAAAUAAAUAUUGGCUGUCUACCAGUAUAACAGUAGUAGUACAUAUUAUCAACAUUCGGGUCAAUAUUGUCAGGCGGGGGGCUAGGGCCAAUAGGGGAUUACCCAAACUCCUUUACCCUCUAUCCCCCUUUGGUUUUUAUUUCAAAUUCUAAGACCGGUCAAAAUUUCAUUACGCAUCUGCAUAUUUGAGUAUACCCAGCUACGCGUCUGACUUACCCAUUGGAAUUGCCUUUGGUACUGUUUUAACAGUAUUAGUUGUCAAUAUGUACUGUCACACUGGAAGCCAUGUGAUAUUUACAGUAUAUAAUAUUCACUAACAUUAACGCAACACAUUUUACUGAACAUACAUUACUGUAUCUGUCAAAAUAUAAAUGUAUUACUUUAACUUACACUGUAUGUUGCUUUUUUGAAAUUUGCUUUAUACAUUUUGUAUUUUAUUAAACAUACAUAUAUUUGAUUUUAACUGUUAUUACCCUUUACUGUAGAAAAUGAAAUAUAAUGGUUGAAUUAUAUACAAAUGAUUUUGAAGUAAUAUAACAGGUUUUUUUAGCUAUUUUUCCCUGUUUGAAUUUCACAGCCAGGGCUAGAUUGUAUUUUCCAUCUGUUAAUAACAGAGUGUAAACUUGUUUUUCUUUGUAUUUAACAUUUUUAUGAUAAUAAUGAAAAGCAAGUUUGUGUAUGCAAAAAAAUCCUUUAUUCAUGCAUCUCUAGGACUGAGAAAGCAAUUUGAAAUUAUUUAAAAUCACUUUUAUGAAAUAUAGUGGUGUUAUUCCUUUCUUUUUCAAUUUUUAAAAAAAAAAUAUUUUGAGUUAAAUUUGUCGAAAAUAUCUUUUAAAUAACCAUAAAUAUGUUAUAUGGUUUGUUUGAAAAUUGUUAAUAUAUGAAUGUUUCAAGGCCUCAGCAAUAAUUCAACCUUGUACUUGCUUAUGUCACUGCUUCCAAUUUAUUUGUGAUAUGUUUCCAUUUCAUUUCUAUUUUAUUAUAAGUGCAAUACCAUUGAUUUUAUGUACUAUAUAAAUAAAUAUGUUUAUUUUCA
Messenger RNA from Mya arenaria, 4589 nucleotides. Its product is annotated as protein pigeon-like. The transcript has 27 exons. The coding region runs from base 44 to 3088 and encodes 1014 amino acids. NCBI's taxonomy places the organism in Eukaryota, Metazoa, Mollusca, Bivalvia, Myida, Myidae. The record is from RefSeq and is a predicted model, not a curated record. Gene Ontology annotation, cellular component: trans-Golgi network. Gene Ontology annotation, biological process: positive regulation of amyloid-beta formation.